Coregonus clupeaformis (lake whitefish) is the source of this 3472-nucleotide messenger RNA. Its product is annotated as NHS-like protein 2. NCBI's taxonomy places the organism in Eukaryota, Metazoa, Chordata, Actinopteri, Salmoniformes, Salmonidae. The record is from RefSeq and is a predicted model, not a curated record. Gene Ontology annotation, biological process: cell differentiation. The transcript is spliced from 5 exons. The coding region runs from base 291 to 2816 and encodes 841 amino acids.
CGGGGUCAGAGACAGAGGGAGUGGCGGCUAGCCCCACGGGGGAACAGACGGGGUCAGAGACAGAGGGAGCGGCGGCUAGCCCCACGGGGGAACAGACGGGGUCAGAGACAGAGGGAGCGGCGGCUAGCCCCACGGGGGAACAGACGGGGUCAGAAAGAGGGGUGGGACGAGGAGAAAGGAGGGAGAGGUCGGCUCGUUCCAUUGCUGCGGCCAACGCAUUCAAGUUCCGCGAGCGCUCUCUCUCCACGCCGACAGACUCAUUCUGCUCCACAGAUAACAUCAGUGGCGGGAUGUACGGUGUCACUGGGGUAACAGGAGCUGGUAAUGGGACGAACGGGGGUGUUCUGACAGAAAUGCACAGCCACCACCAUUAUCAGCCCCGUGGCGAGAGGGGCGAGAGCUACGCCCUCCUGUACCCCAGCGGGAGCUCCGAGGACGGGAACGCCAGCAUCGACAACGUCUCCGUAACCGACAGCAACUUCCUCCCGGACGGUCGCCUACGGUUACGCUCUCGCUCCAUCUCGCUAAAGAAAUCCAAACACAAACCCCCUCCGCCCGUCCGGAGCGUCUCGCUCAUGAAGAAUUUAGGGGACGCAGAGGGGCGCGUGCACGGCCGCGACAGGGGUCACUACCGGGACGGACGCCCCAAAUCCCUCCACAUCCCCCGGGAACACUUCCAGGACUUCCAGCCAGACUUCCUCCUACCUUCCUCCUCCUGCCUCUCCAAGCAUGAUCUGGAGGAGCCCGAGCUGGGCUACGGCGGGAUGGAUGGGCCCCCUGGCCUGGAGGUCCAGGGACCCGACACCACAGAGCUGUCCUCCCAAGCCCACUGGCAGCUGGGGGAGUGGAAGUCUUCUGAUCCCUACCAGUCAUGGUCUGGAUCUAGUACCGCCACAGGGACUACUGUCAUAGACUGUAUAAAGGUUCGAGGCAGUUCAGAUUCUCUCCUGGAUUCCCCGUCUACCUCCCGAGCCUCCUCCCCCUCCCUCCUCUCCAUCGAGGCCGAGUCGACCAAAGCCUCCUCCCCCUUCAAACCACCAGGACUCAUGUCCCCUUCCAGCGGCUACUCUAGCCAAUCAGAGACACCCACACCCAUCACCCCCUCCAAUCAGGUCGCAGGAACACCAACAGGGCCCGCCUCCUCGUUUGGGUGCAAGAUGCGCCCCAAAAUCCCUGAGAGGAAGUCUUCGCUGCCGGCGACCUCGCCGCGUGACCCGGCCGCCCGGUCGAGGCUUUCCUUCGAGAUGCCGGUUAACGCUCAUCUGGACUUGUCCUCCAUCAAACCGAAACAGAAGGCCAGCCGGCGUCAUUCUGACACAUCCACUGCAGCCAAGCCCGGUAAACUGAGUCCCGGCAGUCAAUCAGCUCUCCCCGUGGUGACCACGAACGAGCUCCGGAACAUCCGCCUGCGUUCCGUCUCCCGUACCGACCUGGAGGACUUCCCCGACGGAGCCUCUGAUGACAUCAUCGAGGAGGAGCAGGGUCAUGACCUUUCCCCCCCACCCGUCACCCCCGGUGUCAACCCCCUCGAUCACCUCGUCGCCUCCAAACCCAAGCCUCCGGUCGCGGUGAAACCCCCGUUACCCAAACGGCCCCUCAACCUCCUCCUCAAGUCCCCCUCCUCCUCCCCCGUCACCUCAGACUCCCCCCCUGCCUCCCCCAUUGACCCCCCCCAGUCCAUGCCCAACCCCAGCAUUUACAUGGUGGUAGGAAGGAAGCCCAAGCUGAAGAAAGCCCUCCCUCACACCCCCACCAGCCCUUGUGGACCCCUGGACCAACCCCCAACCUUCCCUCUCCAUCACCCCCAGGGUCUCUACAAUCUCCCCUCCUUCCCCCACAUCCAAUCCCUGUACGACCUCCCUCCUCUACCCCUGCCCCAGCCCCUGCUGGAGGACCCCGCCAUGGAGCCGGAGUUCGACCCAGACUUGGAGCUCCAUCUUGGGCCUGAGGAUGGAUGGUCGCUCCCCUCUCCCUGUAGUAACCUGGAGGUGGUGGAGACUCAGGAUAAGAGCAGGACCCUCCCUAGCAGGAUGACCAUCUCCUGUCUGGCUGAACUGGACAAAAAGAAACCCAAGGUUCCUCCGCCAGUUCCCAAGAAGCCCUGCAUUCUCCUUCUUCCCUCCAACUCCACCACGGUUCAUUUCAACGGUACCACCGACAGCCCGGUCGCUCUCCGCUCUCCUGUUGGAGCAUUCCCACCUGAGGAUAUUCCCGGUAAAGAGGAAAACCACCUGGGAACAGAUGAGCAGAGCUCAAUGGAGUCUUCAUUACAGUCUUCAUUGCAGGAUUGUUCUCUUACAGACCUGGAGGGGAGGAUAGGGACAGGUGAUGAUGCGGUGGAGGAGAGUGUUGAGCAGAAUAGUUUGGACAUUAGUGGCAAGACGGAACUCCACAUCACCGAGGAAACGGAUGAUGAUGUCGGUGGACACACACCCAACACACACAACAUGGAGGACCUCUUCACCAAAAUACACAGGUCGAAGAGGAAAGUCCUGGGUCGUAAGGAACCAGGGGACUCGUUCGGCAGCCGCCAGAGUCUGGUCUCCCCGGUGAAGCACAGCACCAGCGGGGGUGACCUCCGAACCUUGACCCUGGGCUCCACCCCGCGGUCCAGCUCGCGGAACGACAACUUCAUGGCCCUGUUACAGAAGAAGGGGAGUAAGUCCAGCAGGGGAGGGACCCGCCUCUCUGCCAUGGAACUCCUUAAGAGCACAAACCCCCUGGCGCGACGCGUCACAGAAUUCUCAACGUCGUCGGACGGAGGAGGGGAUACGACCACUGGUAAUAACGGGACCAGACCGCCACAGGACCAAUGAGUCUGGUUUCCCGGACCGACCCUCUCUCUCUCGUUCUAAAGAGGUUCUUCCUGUAACCUCACCAACACCAAGAGAUCUCCUGGCUGGCAAAGUAGAGGUUGAAUAUAUAACCACUUGUCAACCAUUGAUUGACCGUGUAAAAUGGUCCAUUGAUGGAAGAAUGAAUAUCCAACCAGACCACUUAACCACUGAUGGACCGAUCAUUAACCGCCCAACGGUUGGACACGAUGGUCACAGCGGUCAUCAAAGGAGUUUUGUUUCAUCCUGUUAUAAAGGGUUUCAUUUGCUGAGGUGGAGGAGUUUUGAGUCGAUGCUUCGACUCAUCAAUCCCGUCCUCGUAUUUUUACUUUGCUGUGUGAAUGGGAGCCUGAACGUGUGACUGUCAAUGAUGUGGAAAUGAAUGAAUCUGAUUCAGCCAUGGAAACACCACCAAUGUCUACUAUCAAUGGGCCAUCCAAAAACAUAUAUAUCAAAACAGCCAGAUUACAGGCCUAUGCUGGUAAAAGAAACCAGCACUAUAUGAUUGACUAUAUGAUCAACCUCACAGCACACACCAUGGAACACACACCCAACCCUUAUCUAUGGAUCUCUUCGCACUGCCGUCAGUUUGUGUGUGUGUGUGUGUGUGUGUGUGUGUGUGUGUGUGUGUGUGUGUG